CUUUUUUUGCGGAUUAUUUUAUUUCUCCAGGCGCGGAAGGGCGUUGCAGUGGGAGGGGAGUGAGGAGGCUAAGAUGGCGGCGCCCUGUUGAGUGCAGUUGCUUUAACGGUGGUGCCUGGAGACUGCGUUGGUGGGCGGCCCAGGGACCCUGAGAGCAGGCAGAAAGAGUGACACCUGAAAGCCCCUCCCCUCCACCUCAGCCACGCCCCCUACUCCACCAAUACCACCAUCACAACCAUCAGCAUGGCCAGGGAACAGUUCAACAUGGGUGACCUGCUCCCUCUCCUGGAGACCUCUGAUCUUCAGCAUCUGGAGGAAAUCAAAGGUCUCAUCAACGAACACCUCAGUACAGAACGAGGGUCGAUGCUCCUAAAUGGCUUGGUGGAUUAUUUCCUAGAGACCAACUCGAGUCCAGCGCUGCAUAUUCUGUGUUCAGUGAGGGAGCCACAUGACAAGCACCUUUUCGAUAAGAUGAACGAGUGCAUGGCUAAGCCGACAUGUCGUCUACCGACUCUCAACCUUCUGGGCCACGUGGUGCGCAAACAGCCGUCCUGGAUUCACAAGAUCGCCCGCUACCCUCUGCUGCUCUCGCUGCUCAAGUGUCUCAAGACGGACACAGACGUUGUGGUUCUUAUAACCGGAGUGCUGGUGCUUGUCACCCUGUUACCCAUGAUCCCUCAGGCAGGGAAGCAGCAUCUGUAUGAGUUUUUUGAUGUUUUUGGACGCCUGGCUGCCUGGAACCUGCGGAACCCAGGCCACGUUUCUGAGGUGUUCCUGAUCCACCUGCACGCCAGCGUCUAUUCACUCUUCCACCGCCUGUAUGGCAUGUACCCCUGCAACUUCAUCUCGUACCUGCGCUCUCAUUGCAGCAUGAAGGAGAACAUGGACACGUUUGAGGAGGUGGUUAAGCCGAUGCUGGAACACGUUCGUAUACACCCUGAAUUAGUGACUGGAACUAAGGACCAUGAGCUGGACCCAACUCGAUGGAAAAGGUUUGAGAUCCAUGAUAUUGUGAUUGAAUGUGCCAAAGUGUCUCUGGACCCUCGGGAGGCAUCCUGUGAAGAGGGCUAUGCCACCCUACCUGAGCACUUCUGUGCCAACCUGCACAUGCGUGCCUCUGAUUGCACUGCCAGUCCCUACACUGACCUGCACAGCAGUUAUGGAAGCUCAUCCUCCAAUCAUUUUUCCACCCCGCGGCAGUCUGGCCUUCCUCCUCUUUCUAUGUCCUCUCUCCCAGGGACACAUCUGGCUCAUCGCAGUCCCCCCAGCACCCACCGGCCGAGCUCUACAUGUGAAUUCAACUUCAUCCAUGGCAUUAAAGACGCUCUCUGGAGCCCUUCUUCCUUCUGUGGGAUGGCCACUCCACCUUCUUCAAGAGGAAUGUCACCAAACCCUGAGCUUUCCCAGAGUGCCAUUCACUUAUCUGGUCGCUCUUACAGCACACCGGGAGGUGGUAAAGGCACUCCGUGUUCCAGCACUCCAGCAGCAUCGUCUCCUCCUCCCGGCGUUUCAGACGAUCUACCUUCUUCCUCUAUGACCCACAGUACACCUAACCUGCAGUGGAAGGAUGGUAGACUUAUAGACCCCACCAAACCUCCCCUCCUGAGACAGGAGCAAAUCAGAGACCUUGAGAAGUCAGGAAGUGAGGUUCCCAAUCACAGAGAUGGUGCGGCUAAGAACACGUCCAUGACCCUGACCGAGUUAUCCGACUACAUGAAGGAGCAGGAUCAGCUGCGGCUGGGCAAAGAGAGGGAGGAGGCUGCCAUCACAGAGGAGCUGAUGAAGCUGACUGAGGAGAAGCGCGAAGCAUCUGGAGCACGUGGCUUUGACUCGCCCUUUUUCCGCACCACAGAGACUCUCACAGGUGCACAAGAGAAGCCCCCAACAGCUUUACCUCACCUCCGUGACCCCCACCAUGCCGUCUCCACACCCGAUAAGAUCGACAUGCGGAUCUGGUGCAAAGGCCCAGGCAGCCGUACAGCGUCUCAGGAGCAACCGUGGUCCUUCCAGCCGCUCUUCACCCCAAUAGAACCGCGGCACCACAUCCCCAGCGCAGAGGAUGAGGCUCUGAAAUCUACACCCAUUUCGCCCAGCCCGGGAACAGCACCGUCAUCGCUGCCUUAUGAGGCACUCUUUGACCUGGCUCUCCCUCGUGCCGCUUCCCUGUUCAUGAGCCGUAGGAGCUCAGAGGCGCUGGAGAGAGCUGCGAUGCAAGGCACGGUGGGAGUGGUGGACGAAGGCCAUGGAGUAACGUCAGCAUCUCCUCUAGAGGUGCUUGAUCGUCUGGUGCAGCAAGGCAAUGAUGCUCAUGACAGGGUGCUGAAGAGGUUGCCCCUGCCAAGCAAGUCAGCUGACUGGACUCACUUCGGAGGUAAACAACAUAAUGGCUCAGCACCUCUGGAUGAACUGCAGACAUUGCGCAGUCAACUACUGUUGCUGCAUAACCAGCUGCUGUAUGAGCGUUAUAAGCGUGAGCAGCACGCUGUGCGAAACCGCCGCCUGCUGCGCAGAAUCAUUAACGCCACCGCAUUAGAGGAACAGAAUAACGCAAUGAAGGACCAGCUAAACCUUCAGUGUGUAGAUAUCAUGUCUCUGCGUGAGAGCCUUCACAUGGAACAGCAGCGCUACAGGCAGCUAAGGGACGAAAGGGAGACUACGGUCGCAUGCCUGCACAGUCAGAUCCGCCAACUUCAACACGAUCACGAUGACUACUACACCAAAUACCAGGAGUUACAGAGUGAGAUGCAAGAGUGCCAGAAGAGGAUGGGUGAGAUGGAGGCUGAGCUUCAGAAGGCGAAUAACAAGGUGUGCCAUACAGGGCACCAGCUGAAUCAGCUCACCGCCAAGUUGUCCUCGAGUGAGAGCACACAGCAGCAGUUGAGCUUCAUGAGCAGACAGUUGCUGCUGUUGGGGGAAGCCCAUAAACUGUGUGUGCAAGAGCAACAACAAGCAGGCCCAGACCUCAGCAAGGAAGUGCAGAUGGUGCAGGUGUCCUCGACGAAGGAGGUGGAGCGGUUGAAGCAGAACCUGAUGCUGCAGGGUCAGAAGCUGGAUGCCGCACAACAUCGGGUAGCUGAGCUGGAGACGCAACUGUCCAAGAAAGAGCACCUCAUCGCAGAGCAGAAGAAGUUCCUGGAGGAUGUCAAGGGACAGGCUAAGGAGGAGUUAAAGGCUUCUGAAAGUAGGUACCAAGCUCAGAGGCGUGUGACUCAGGCCUUGCAGAUGGAGCUGUUGCAGCUCUACAGCAGGCUGGAGAUGGAGGCUCCUGCUACCACCGCUGUAGCUUCAUCAGCAGGGGAUGCAACAGAGCGCUGCUGUCUCACGCAUACCAGUGUGGCGGUGGCAUCAGAUGGACCAAUGAAAACAGUCUCUAAAGAAUGCAGCAAGUCAUCACCACACAGGAACGGCUUCUCGUCAGGUCAAGCCAAAGCCGGCGUCCCCGACCCCAAGUCUAAACCCUUAAACGGCAGCCGAGCCACACCCCCACCCAUGCUAGUAGAACCGCCCCCUGCUUGCCCUGCCGUGCCCACCUCCACCCCCUCCCUCACCGUCGGCUCCUAUCCCAGUGCCAAGAGCUUCCUGGGCAUGCGGGCAAGGGAACUUUUCCGCAACAAGAGCGAGAGCCAGUGCGAUGAAGAUUACGCUCCUCGUCCACAGCUCACCGGCCUAUCACAAGGCCUGAAGACUGAUCUCUGUCUGGAGCCUUCACUAAAGACUGCAGUAAAGACAGGUCCCACCUCCUCCAUACACGGACACGCCUCCAGCAUGGCUGCUAAAGAGCCUGACAUCUUACGGAGAGCACCAAGACGGGAAGCAGGAUGGCCGAGACAACCACAGCUACAUAUCAUGGACUAUAACGAAACUCAUCAGGAGCACAGCUAGAGAGAGAUAAGCAAGUCGCUAGUAGAUGAAGGAAGCUACAAGCUGACAUGAGAUUACGCAAGUUCUCUUUUUAUUUCAGUGUUCAUCCCAUUCCUUCAAGCGGACAACAGGAUUUUGGAACUUUCAGCUUGUCUUUCUUGUCUUGUCUCCAAACCGAAUCGGGACUCAAACUCAAGUGUCUUCCUGUUUCAAGAAAAAAAACCCCGUCUUUUAUUUUCUCCCUCGUUAUAUUACCUUGCCUAAAAUUAACAGUAUCAUCCAGUGGGUAAUGAGUGCCUCCACCUGGGACGGUGUGAGAAGAAUACGAUUGGUUACCAGGACCAACAGAGCGUUCUUGACCUUUUAAAGAACUUCCCCUGAAACCAGCUGAUUUUUUUUUUUUUUAAACAUGCUGAAAUUACGCAUGUGUAAACGAAGGACAGAACUACAUUUUAAUUAUUAUUUUUUUUUUAUAUUUACCAGAGUUUUAAAAUUAUUUAUUUUUUCCUCCGUGAUGUCCCACCAUUUGCAGAUUGUCUUCUGAUAAUCGAGAAGUACCAACAUCCACGAAAAGCAAGAAACAAAGCCUGCAACUUUAAUAAGUAAAAGCAAUGCCAGUUCAGCCAAGACCACCUCUCUCUCUCUCUCUCUCUCUCUCUCUCUCUCUCUCUCUCUCUCUCUCUCUCUCUCUCUCUCUCUCUCUCUCUCUCUCUCUCUCUCUUAGCAAGUUAAAUCUUUUAGUUUUCUUUUCCAGUGUGCACUCACUACACAGGGUAACACUGUGCACAAAAGGAAGCUAUUUGAGAUUCUGCCCUUAAAAAUAUGACUCCUUGCAUCAUCUGUAAACGUUUACGCUUUUUUAAAAAAAAAAAAAAAAUUAAAACGAGAUUAAAGUUUUGGCACCCUCUGCUUUUUCUGGGUUGCCUUUUGCCAUUAGGACAAACUUGGCUGUAUCUCAUGCUCAGUUUUGAGGAAGACAAUUGACAAUGCAACACAUUUCAUUAACAACUAAGUUUUUUAAUUAUUAUUUUACAUUUUAUCUUAAACGGUACCCGGCACUAGUCAUCCGAGUCAGCAGAAUAGUAAACUCCUCGUACUCUCACGGUUAUAUCGUGUGCACUAAAAAACGCAUACAUAUUUAGUAAAUAAAUCUAGUCUAGGAUUUGGUCUAUCUUGUGGAAAACCAUAACACUCCAGUAGCAUUACGGUUCAGUUAGGUCUCAUGUUUUAUUGCAGUUUUCAAAGUAAAAAUAUCAGCUCACUCGUAUAUAGUUUUCAAAAUGCACACAAUUUCUAUUACAUUAUUGAGAGUUGCUAAGAAAGUGCCAGGAAAACUAGUAGUGCCAUUAAAAAAAAUUUUGAAGGUCUGCAAAAAUCUGAAGAAAAGAAAACAAUCUGAAUAUUAAGAGAAAAGAAUUAAAAAAAAAACAAAAAACAAAAGCCAAAUGUAAUUUAUCCCAGGAUGAAUAUCAUGUAUCAGAAAUCAUUCUCUUAGAUUUCAAAUAAUUUUAGCCAAAACAAAUCCACGCUUUCGCAAAUAUGAACGAUGCUUUACUCCGUACUGCUCCCUUUUUAUGUUUCCUGUAGUUUUGUCUCAACAAAUCCCGAUUUUCAGUCAUUUAUUACUCCAUGCCGGUAUUUUAUUGCACUACAAAAUGUAUUUAUUUAUUUUUUCAUUUGUAAAUUCAGACUGAAGACGCACAAGACAGUCUCGAUUAGCCACGUGCCAAGUAAGGAAUAAAACACUUGGGGUUAUUGAUGUUGGAAAAAUAAUACUUAUGACACAACAUCCCAACCUUUUUAUUCCUUUUAUACCACAUUUGCCAACAAUCGAGUUUUUUUUUUCCCCAACGUCCACAGAACAAGUUAGUUCCUAUUCUCACUUACGUUAAUAAGGGUCGGAAAAGUCACGAUAUAACAAGCAGCUCAGCAGAUCCUCAGUCCUGAAGACUUUACUGUGAUGGAAACUGUUACUGAUACCGGAGAUUCCUUUCAUCUACUUAUUUCCAUCAUUUUUUUUAAUUUUUUUUUCUUGUUUGUUUACUUGGUUUCUCUUUCAUAAAAUUUUUUUUUUAAAUUGUUUAAUUAUUUCUUGCCUCUUUUUACCCUUUUUUCCACAUUUAUACCUUCUUUCUUUCCGACAUGCCUCGUUUUUUUUUUCUUCAUUUCAUUCUUUCACUCUUUAUUUUUUUCUUGCUUUUGCUUCUUUGCUUUUUUCUUUCUUUAAAAAUCAUUCUCUUGUCAGAGGUUUUUCUUUUAUUGUUUUUUUUUUUUUCUCCUUGCUUCUUGCCUACAAAUUAUUCUUCUCUUCUCUUCUCUUCUCUUCUCUUCUCUUCUCUUCUCUUCUCUUCUCUUCUCUUCUCUUCUCUUCUCUUCUCUUCUCUUCUCUUCUCUUCUCUUCUCUUCUCUUCUCUUCUCUUCUCUUCUCUUCUCAUCAUUCCGCUUUUCUUUUUUUAAAUUUUUUUUCCUUCCCCAUUUUUUCCUAUUAGUCCAAUUCUCUUAAUCUUUUCUUCAUUUCUUGCUUUUUUGCUUUCAUGUAAUACUUUUCUCUGUUAAUGAACACUUUAUUUUAAUCAGUUUAUUCUUCAUCUUGGAUCGUGUGGAGUGUCUUUUCUAAACCAGUUGGAACUUCAGCCAGAUUUGCUGUUACAUCAAAUGAUACAAAACCCUUUUCCACCAAAUCUUAUUUGAGAAUUCAUUCUGAGUCGUGUUAUAAUUACAAACUAUUUGAAUCACUGUGUAUCUGAUCAGGAUUAAAGCCUGAGUGAGUGAUGUGGCCUUCAGUGUUGCCCAGAAAUGCUGGAACACAGGGGCAUUGACGAUAUUUUAAGGUAUCCAUGAAAAGUGUUUUGUGUUUAUUAUCAGGACACCCCUACUUUCAAUUUCUCUCUCAUCCAGUAUGAAUGAAUCGAGAGUCUUUUCUGUGUUUCUAUUCGAAGUUUGCUAAAUCAAUAAUGGCUACAGCACAGUCACGAAGGCACGGGACAGCACACAGACGUGCUCGAACACCGGGCACCGAGUCACAUCUGUAAGUGCUGCUAUUUGCUGUAGUAAUGACAUGAUGGUGGACUUCGUGUCUCUGUUUGAACUGCAGAAAUCCUGUUGUCCUCUUGACAUCUGCUAUCAUCCCUUCUGCCUUGCUAUCUAUAGCAUGUACAACUUUAAUGCCAACAGGAAGUGACACGGUGUGAUGGACGGUACAAUCAGUGAGCUGAACAAAAUCAGGCCAAUUGGACCUUCGGUGAUGGGGGGAGGAAGUUUAUAAAGCAUUUGCUUGUGUUGACUGUGAAAGAUGGAAAUAAAAUCGUCAUGUUUUGCACUAUAA
This is a messenger RNA of Tachysurus vachellii, 7186 nucleotides long. RefSeq names its product TSC complex subunit 1b (gene tsc1b). Gene Ontology annotation, cellular component: TSC1-TSC2 complex. The record is from RefSeq and is a predicted model, not a curated record. Lineage: Eukaryota; Metazoa; Chordata; Actinopteri; Siluriformes; Bagridae. The transcript is spliced from 22 exons. Gene Ontology annotation, biological process: negative regulation of cell population proliferation; negative regulation of TOR signaling; regulation of cell cycle. The coding region runs from base 244 to 3882 and encodes 1212 amino acids.